This is a messenger RNA of Camellia sinensis, 2463 nucleotides long. Lineage: Eukaryota; Viridiplantae; Streptophyta; Magnoliopsida; Ericales; Theaceae. The record is from RefSeq and is a predicted model, not a curated record.
UCGGUUAUGUCGAAGCCAUUCCCUCUCUCUCUCUCUCGAAAACGACUCGACCGAUCACUCCAUACCCUAUCUCCCUAGUUUUCUCACCAGCCUCAUUUAUCAAUUUACAGUUAGAGAUACACUCAGCAGCAUCUUCCAAUUAAUUCUCAACUUUUCUUGCCUUCUCCGCCUUCCUAUUACUUUCUCUCUCCUAAUCUCUCUCUCUCUCUCUCUGUGUAUAUAUAUAUACGCACAAAUGUAUAUGUCGUCUUCAAGCUUUCUACUUUGUCUCUGUACACAGUCGCUGCUUCAUUCAUAUAACAGCUGUUGUGUAGAGACACAUCUUUACUCUGUUUUUGUGAUAGCAAUUUGGCUCUCACAAUCACAAUUAUGGGCAUUUUCAAGGCCAAAGGCGUAGUCUACAAGCCUGUCGACGAUGUCGAUCUCGGUCCUCACAGCGAUGAGUUUUAUCUCCGUGCUAACGUCAAAGCUCCUCGCAUGGCUGGAUUGCUGGUUAAAAUUUUUGUUUGGUUCCUCGAGUCGCGGAUUUUCGGGGGUAUUUUGUUGUACAUGUUGAAGAGAAACAACCUAAUUCACAAGCUUGUUUCAUAUGCAGAGUUGGAAGAGUCACCUGUAUUUGUUCCUUCACACCCUUAUGAAGGCCUUAAAGAACAAGAAGUCAAAUUAGUAGAGGAUGAUCUCUCUCCAUCUGACAAAAUUCAGAAGGCCAUGGAAUGCAUACAAUGCUCAGAAAGUAUACAAGAAAAUUCGGAGCUUAGUUUCCAUCGCUGGACAGUAUUGGAUUAUUCAAGAGCUUACAUUUCAGGAGAGAUUACUCCUCUCAUGGUGGCGGAGCGAUUUAUAGCUGCUGUCCAUGAAUCGUCUGAACCUGCAUUGCACAUGUCAUUCUUUAUUGAUUAUAAUGUUGGAGACAUAUUAAGGCAAGCUACUGAGUCAACUCAGCGGUACAAACAAGGAGAACCAUUAUCACCUCUAGAUGGAGUCCCAAUCGCAAUCAAAGAUGAAAUAGAUUGUAUGCCCUAUCCAACUACAGGGGGUACAAAGUGGUUGCAAAAGGUAAGACAUUGUGCAGAUGAUGCAUGCUGUGUUAAGCGCCUGAGAUUAUGUGGUGCCAUACUUGUUGGGAAGACAAAUAUGCAUGAGCUCGGGGCUGGAACCAGUGGUAUCAAUCCUCAUUAUGGGGUACCUAGAAAUCCAUAUGAUCCCAACAAGGUCUCUGGGGGUUCUUCUAGUGGAUCUGCAGCUGUGGUUUCUGCAGGGUUGUGCCCUGUUGCCCUAGGUGUUGAUGGGGGAGGAUCUGUGAGAAUGCCUGCUGCUCUUUGUGGUGUUGUUGGUCUGAAGCCAACUUUUGGACGUGUGCCCCAUUCUGGUGUUAUUCCUCUGAACUGGACAGUUGGGAUGGUCGGUAUCCUAGCAGGCACAGUUGAAGAUGCAUUUAUUACGUCGUACACUCUUUCGCGUUAUCAGCUAUCAGUGUCCAAUUUUCCAUCAUGCCAACCCACAGAUGCAGUGAAAAAAAUUAAUUUCCCACUCCUGAAGACACCAAACUGUAUAUCUAACAUCAAGAUGGCUAAAUAUGGGGAGUGGUUUAAUGAUUGCACCGACGACAUCAGAGUCUGUUGUUCCCAUGCUCUGGACCAGCUUCACAAGCAUUAUGGAUGGGAGACCAUGGACGUGACCAUACCAGAGAUAGAGGUGAUGCGCCUGGCACAUUAUUCAACAAUUGGAUCGGAGUGUAGCAAUUCAAUUGCUUGUCAUCUUGAAAACAUGAAUGUGGCAGAAAUAGGGUUGGAUGCAAGAGUAGCACUCUCUGUUUAUGGUUCUUUCAGCAGCAGGGAGUAUUUGAAUGCCCAGAAAAUUAGGAACCGACAGAUGCAGUUUCAUAAGAAAAUAUUUGCCAUGGCAGAUGUUAUUGUUACACCAACGACAGGUGUGACUGCCUACCCAAUAUUCGAUGAUGCUUUGAAAACUGGGGAACUUGACUACAUAAAUGGAGCUGCACUUGUUCGGUAUCAGAUAUCAGGAAAUUUCUUGGGAUUGCCAGCAGUAACCAUACCUAUUGGAUACGACAAAGUUGGCUUGCCUAUAGGCCUUCAAUUUAUUGGGAAGCCAUGGUCCGAAGCUACGCUGAUCCACAUAGCGUUCGCAAUGCAGGCCAUCUCGGACUCAAAAAAACCACAGAUUUUCUAUGAUCUGCUCAAAAAGGAUUGAUUGCACAAAUGACAACACACCAGAUAUAUUGUUCCGAACUUCUAUGAUUUCUAAGAAGUGUAUCACCUUGUUCAAAUAGAUAUGCAAUGCUUCUUAUAUUUGUUCCUUUAGUACAGAAACAGUUGAUAUAUGUGAUAGUUUUCAUCAUCUUUGUUCAAAUAGAUAUGCGAUGCUUAUUAUAUGUUCCUUGUGUACAAAACCAGUUGAUAUGUGGUAAUUAUCAGGAUUGGAUUCUUAUUUCAUUUGAUGGCA